GCUGCGGCGCCGGGCCCAGUUUCCGGCCUCGAUCGGACAGCUGCAGGGCCGGGCCUGAGGAGGUCGUGGGCCGCUGCGCUGUGCUGUGCUGCCUUUCCUGUUGGCGGGGCUUUUGCUGAGGACAGCGUGCGGAGCGAGGGCGGUAGAGAAAGAUCUUGCCUCCCUGCCCUACAAAUGGAGGAGAAACUUAGGACCACAGAGGGGAAUGCGCUUGGCCAAGGUCACAGAAUGAAUUUGAGGCAGAACCAAGACCACCACCGGGCCUGCUGACUGCCAGUCCUGAGCUCUCACAAUUGCGUCUCAUAGGGAGCUAGCUAGGAGGGAGAGGUCUUCCCCCUACCUGCCAUCUGUCCCAAGGGAAUGAAGGAUGGCAGCACGCCGUGCAUUAAAAGCUGUUUUGGUAGAUCUCAGUGGCACACUUCACAUUGAAGAUGCAGCUGUGCCAGGCGCGCAGGAAGCUCUUAAAAGGUUACGUAGCGCUUCCGUAGUGGUUAGGUUUGUGACCAACACCACCAAAGAGAGCAAACGAGACCUAUUGGAAAGGUUGAAAAAAUUGGAGUUUGAUAUCUCUGAAGAUGAAAUAUUCACUUCUCUGACUGCUGCCAGAAGUUUAGUGGAGCAGAAACAAGUCCGACCCAUGCUGCUAGUUGAUGAUCGGGCACUACCUGAUUUCAACGGAAUACAAACAAGUGAUCCUAAUGCUGUGGUCGUAGGAUUGGCACCAGAACGUUUUCAUUAUCAAAUUCUGAAUCAGGCAUUCCGGUUACUCCUAGAUGGGGCGCCUCUGAUAGCAAUCCACAAAGCCAGGUAUUACAAGAGGAAAGAUGGCCUAGCCCUGGGACCUGGACCAUUCGUGACUGCUUUAGAGUAUGCCACAGACAUCAAAGCCACAGUGGUAGGAAAACCAGAAAAAACGUUCUUUUUGGAAGCAUUGCGGGGCACUGGCUGCGAACCAGAGGAGACCGUCAUGAUAGGAGAUGAUUGCAGGGAUGAUGUUGGUGGGGCUCAGAAUGUCGGCAUGCUGGGCAUCUUAGUGAAAACUGGCAAGUAUCGAGCAGGAGAUGAAGAAAAAAUUAAUCCACCUCCUUACUUAACUUGUGAGAGCUUCCCUCAUGCUGUGGACCACAUUCUGCAGCACCUACUGUCAACUGUUAUGUGAAUCAGAAGCAACUUGAAACGCAGCUUUUCAUCGUCGGGCAUGAAUCCCUCACCAGCUCGAUGCCAGCGUAGAUAGACAGCCAGUGCUGCUGACGCUGUAACCUUUUACUGUGCAUUAAUCAGAAAGAAAGGUAUUGAAUUGCAGCCCCUAAGCUUUGCUAAUCCCUUUUGUUUUAUUUCACAAAAGAAGAUGAGACCCGAAGAAAGGGAAAGCUGAGAUUUUAUGCCAUUGCUGUUAAAAUAUUCAUGGGGUUCGGCAGGGCUGGGGGAGAAUCUGCCGUGGGGAGUCCUGUUCUCUGCUGUCUCCUCACUAGAAAAUUGGGAGCAAGGGGGAUUCAGAUCGUGAAUAAAGUUGAGUGUUGUUUUUUAAAUUGUAAAAUAAUGUGUUGAAAGGUGCAUUAGGCCAUAAUUUUAAUAUUGAGUUCAACUGUGAAAUCCGUCAGAAGAACCAAGUGGAGUACAAGACAGAAGCAGCGAAAUAGAUUGUCCUUUCGCCCAAGUGAGCGAGUGAAUUUGCCGUAACGAAUGUUGAAAACUAGAUUAUCUGCUGUGUUAUUCCCAGCACGGAUGACUUCUUUUUCUCUUCAUUAGCUAGAGAUGACUAAUUUAAAUUUAGAACCUGAUUUUAAUUUAAAAUAAUAUUUCCAUUAAUAACCUAUUCAUUGCAGAUACCUAUUAUACUGUGUAACAGUUGUUUUGGAAAUUUUAUGUAAAAUUAAAACUAUCAGUAUUUUACAGAUGUUUUAAUUAGACAUUGUUAUUAACAGGAACAGUGCAGAAACUAAAAUCAAGCCUUUAAUGUCGUAUAGACCAUGCAUUUUUGACGUUAGUGUCCACCAGGGUCCUAUUAACUGUACAUUUGCAGGAUUUCAUUAUUUUUGCCUCUGACACUAUGGGAAAAUCUUUCAGAAGCUAUUGGGACAGAUUCAAGCUUUUAUGUACUUGGUUACUACAGCUGUAAAAUGAAAUCUCAUCUUGUAGCAUGGAUUAUUCUUCUCGUGUUAAACCCACCAAAAUGAAGGGGACUAAGGAGGUAAUGAUUUUCCUAGAGCAUUUGCAUACUGUGAUAAUCCUGGGCCUUUGCAAUUGUUUUACAGGGCUCUUGGGCAUUGAAUUAUUAGCAUGUAAUUGUACAUCAUUGUAGUGUUCACCUUCUAGAAUCGCACGCUGAUGGUAAUGAGCUUCGGGUUUUGAUGCUUGUUUAGAGAUCAGCUCGGCCUUGGAUGGGAGGGAGCGAACCUAAAUGAGUGGUAGCUCCCGCUCCUUUUGGUAGUUUGGUGAACACCGUUCUUGUUCCUGCAGAUGCCCCAACUUAGUACUCACACAGCCUAGAGCCCAAAAGCAGAUGUGACAGGCCUCCCACCCCAGACUGGAUGGCUUAGUGGAGUGGCAGAGAGCCUAGAUUUGGGAGCCUCGCCAGCACUUCACCACCUCUGUGACCUUGCACAAGUCAUCUAGCCUCUUAUACCGCCUUUUCAUUGUGUGUAGAAUGCAGAUAAUAACGAAAGUUCCCACCACAUAGGCUUGUUGUGGGGGUUAAACGCAUGACCCAUGUAUUAAGUACUUAGAAUAGAAUCAGGCAAAUGCUAAGUGCUGUGCGUUUGCGAUGAUGAUGGUGCAGAUGUAGCAGGAGCAUCACAUUUAACAAUCUCAGAAGGGUUGGUAGAACGUAUCUCUCCAGUCAGUUCAGUGGAGAAAGUCUUUCUGAGAUUAAAAAAGAGAGACAUUCUCCUAUAUUUAGACUCCCUCAGGACAAAGCCACAUGAGAAGGAAGCUCACAUGCAGGUAGAGAGCGCUGCUUGGUGCCUGCGGGUGGGCUACAUUGAGCUGUGGCCUGUCACCCAGGCACCUGGGCGAGUGAUUCCUUGGCCCGAGUGUUAUCAAGUGUUUACUCAUUGCUACAGGCUAAGUGCCAUGCCAGGAAAUAAGCAUAUAAGAAAAAGAUUUUGCCUUGAGGACCCUUACUAGUUAAGGAACUAAGGAGAAUACACAAGACAUGAAGACUCCAGUGUCCCCCCACCUUGUGAUGUCGUCCUGACUGCAGGAUGGAGUAGGGUGUUCCCUCCUUAGUGCCCACCUAGCACUUGUUAGAUUACACUUAGAUCUUCACGUCUCUUCUCCCCACCAGACAGGACUGUGUCUCAUUCUUUUUAUAUCUGCUGCAACACAGGUAGUCAGUCAGAUGGUCAAUGAACCAAUAAAAACUAGCUGUAAAUCUUAUGGGAAUUGAAUGGUAGAAGGUAUAGCUGUAGGUAGGGAGGAGAAAAUGUUUCGUUUUAGACUUGUUGCCCAUAGGGGACGCCCAUUAGACGCUUGGAAAUAAAGGAUCAGAUGCUCUGGAGACAGGUUAGCGGUAAAGCAAAGAAGCAGACAUCACUGAUGGGUCAGGAGUUAAACAGAAGGGCAGGAACAGGUAAGAUCACCUGAGUAUAAUGUUCCCAGCCAAGAGAAACGGCUGCGCUACUUUCCUCCCAUCUAGUUUGGCCCUAUGGGCCAUUAAAAUCUUAGUUUGAUAUUUUAUUUAUUUAACAAACAUUUAUAGGGCUUACUAAAUGACCUGUCCACAGUGAGGUUCAUGAGGAUAAAGGAGAAUCUUGGUUUAGAUUCAUGUUAUUAUAAACAUUCCCAGCUCAUCUGGUUGGUCUGCCUUGGGCCUUGUGGAAAUUUAAUAACUGAAGUAUCUAAAGGACUUCAGUUUCCAGCCAUCCCAUUUAAAGGAUUGUCUUGUGGUAUUGACCUUGACCUCAAAGAAGUGGUUGCAUCAGUUUUACUGUAAUCCUGUCCUGGGCCCAGAAAGGACCAAGUGGCAUCUUAGCACUGGAAAGGGUGUUAGAGAAGACCCAUUGUCAGGAAAUGGUCGUUGAGCAGCUUGCUGUGAGCCAGGUGCAUGCCAGGUGUGGAGGAGGGUGAAGCACUGGUCCAGUGGAGGACACAGAUGCUCUUGCCCCCACUUCACUCUCAAACCUCCAGAAUCAGCUAGUUAUGCAGUAGCUCUACCCACUGUUCUGCACCUGUCAGAGCUGCUGUUAAUGCCUGGGAAAGAAAAGGGGGCUAGCCCACCUCACUCUAAGUGACGGCCCCAUCAAACACCUGUAGUUGGGGAUGUCAAACAUUCCCUUGGAAUGACAGUGUCAUCGCCUCACUCUUAAUCCCACAUUUAAAAAUUACAAUGUUGGACACGUAAGUGAAAAACACACUUGUAUUGGUGUUUAGUUGGUUUUGGAUCAAUAGUUGUUCGUGUAGGAUGAAACUGAAGUCCUUGAGUACUUAUAAUAAAGAAUUUUUAAAACUUCA
Messenger RNA from Equus caballus (horse), 4452 nucleotides. RefSeq names its product haloacid dehalogenase like hydrolase domain containing 2 (gene HDHD2). Gene Ontology annotation, biological process: dephosphorylation. Gene Ontology annotation, molecular function: phosphatase activity. NCBI's taxonomy places the organism in Eukaryota, Metazoa, Chordata, Mammalia, Perissodactyla, Equidae. The record is from RefSeq and is a predicted model, not a curated record.